Coregonus clupeaformis (lake whitefish) is the source of this 4653-nucleotide messenger RNA. Its product is annotated as histone lysine demethylase PHF8-like. Gene Ontology annotation, biological process: regulation of transcription by RNA polymerase II; protein demethylation. Gene Ontology annotation, molecular function: transcription coregulator activity; histone demethylase activity. The transcript is spliced from 21 exons. Bases 828 to 3917 code for a protein of 1029 amino acids. NCBI's taxonomy places the organism in Eukaryota, Metazoa, Chordata, Actinopteri, Salmoniformes, Salmonidae. The record is from RefSeq and is a predicted model, not a curated record.
CGUAGCAAAUAAGGCAUUAUAUUUUUUGUUAACCAAAUUCGACACUCGCUCAUUGACCUCCAUACAAAAACGAAUCGCUUAGUGAGCGAAAAAAACGAAAAUACGCCGCCUGCUGGAGUAGACAGAUUUCGAGCCCAGUUAUAUCGCUCGCUUCGCCGCUUCAUCUCUGCCUACAUUUGAAGGCCCGCUACUAGCGCAACUUUAUUGUUAUUUCAACUGCAGACAGUCUCUUUACGAGUGCUUUGAAAUGCCGUUGCUCCAUCACAAAUGUCUGAAUUGUUUAUAGUAACAGUGCUCAUGUAGUGGUCUUUUAAUCUAUGAAAACCCUGCAAUAUAUAUUUUGGGACUUAAACUACACACCUGGACAUAAUUUGUGGCAAAAAAAAAGCAAUGCAGUAAGGGCUAUUUUUUAAUACUUUUCGCUGCAUAAUAAGGCCUCAUCGAUCCUCGGCCUUUCGUAAGGAUUUUAACCGAUUUCGAAUGCUUGGCCGGUGGCCUCUUUGCAGCAACCAGACAAUUAAAAUCCCGGUAAGAAAUGAUUUCGGACCGAUUUUCUGAACGUGCAACUUACAUAUAGGUGCCUAACCAUGGCCAAUACAGUGUGACAGGCACCUAGUCCCAGUGAAGUGACACCACCGUUAACCUGGCAAUGCCCUGUGCUGCUUCAGUACCCUCACCAUUUUAACUAUAUAUAUAUUCAGCACUCAAUGCAACCUUAACCUAUUUCUAAUUUAGACUAUCAAGUGUAGUGCUGUCCUCUUCUCAGUAGAUUUAGGCCUAACUGUCAGUCCGACACAGAGCAGUGCUAGUUCCCAUACACUCUCAGUAUGGCAUCUGUUCCAGUGUACUGCUUGUGUCGCCUGCCCUAUGAUGUCACACGCUUUAUGAUCGAGUGUGACAUCUGUCAAGACUGGUUCCAUGGAAGUUGUGUUGGAGUGGAGGAAGACAAAGCAGCAGAGAUUGACCUGUACCACUGUCCCAACUGUCAGGUCACCCAUGGGCCCUCUGUCAUGAGGAAGCGGCGUGGAGGAACCAAGCAGGCUGAUGCUGGAGCCACUGGAGGAAGAGACACUUCUGGUCGACCGGUAAAGACCGGCAGUCCACAGUUUGUCAGAGAGCUACGAAGCCGCACCUUCCCAAGUGCUGACGAGGUGCUGUUGAAGCCGUUGGGGGCCCAGCUGACUGUGGAGUUCCUGGAAGAGCGCUCCUUCAGUGUUCCUGUGAUGGUCCUCAGGAGGGACGGCUUGGGCAUGAACCUGCCCCCGGGGAACUUCGGAGUCAAUGACGUAGAGCACUACAUUGGUCCGGACAGGGUGAUUGAUGUGAUUGACGUGCCUCGCCAAGCUGACCUGAAGAUGUGUCUAGGGGACUUUGUAGAGUACUACAACAGCCCCAACAGAGACGGAGUCCUCAACGUCAUCAGCCUAGAGUUCUCUGAGACCAGGCUGUCCAAUCUGGUGGAGACUCCAAAGAUAGUGAGGAAGCUGUCAUGGGUGGAGAACCUGUGGCCUGAAGAGUCAGUGUUUGAGCGGCCCAACGUCCAGAAGUACUGCCUCAUGGGGGUCAAGGACAGCUACACAGACUUCCACAUCGACUUCGGAGGCACCUCUGUCUGGUACCAUGUACUACGGGGUGAGAAGAUCUUCUACCUGAUCUCCCCCACGCCGGCCAACCUGGCCCUGUUUGAGCGCUGGAGCUCCUCGUCCAAUCAGAACGAGAUGUUUUUCGGGGACCAGGUGGACAUGUGCUACAAGUGCUCCGUCAAACAGGGGAACACGCUUUUCAUCCCAACAGGAUGGAUCCACGCUGUGCUGACUCCUGUGGACUGUGUGGCCUUCGGAGGGAAUUUCCUACACAGCCUCAACAUUGACAUGCAGCUCCGAGCAUAUGAAAUAGAGAAGAGGUUGAGUACAGCCGACCUGUUCCGGUUUCCAAACUUUGAGACGGUGUGUUGGUAUGUUGGCAAGCACCUGCUCGACACAUUCAGAGGUCUGCGAGAGAACCGCAGACACCCUGCUACCUACCUGGUCCAUGGAGCCAAGGCCCUCAACAAUGCUUUCCGCACCUGGACACGCAAAGAGUCGCUGACUGACCACGAGGUGGAGAUUCCAGAGACCAUAGAGACUCAGCGUCUAGUGAAGGACCUGGCCAAGGAGAUACGACUGGUUGAGGACAUCUUCCAGCAAGGCCGUCCUGCAGCUCCUUUCACCUCUACACAGGGAUUCCCCACCCCCCUCCCCAAAGCCUCCCCUCUAGCCAUCUCCCGGAGUCCAGGCCGCCCCCCGGGGACGAAGAGAGGCCCCAAACCCAAGGAUGUGUCCCCCAGUCCCAAGAAGAAGGGUCAAAAGGGCUUAAUGAAAGAGGCAGGCGAGUUGGACCUCCUGGAGAUCCACACCAAACACACACUGAAGAAAUUCCAAUCUGGUAACAAGAAGAAAAAGAAGAAGUUAGAGCUGCCUCUGGAGGAGUUUGCAGGGAGAAUGAGCAAGAGCAAACUGAAACUGGUGCUGACCAAUGGCAAAAUACAGGGGAAGAAGGGUGGUCGUUCAGGCAGCAGUAACAGUGCAGGCCGUGCCACUCACUUCCAGCACCAUGCUGUGGGAGGGUCUACCAUGUCAGAUUUCGAGUCUGAGGACGAACUGCAGAUUGAUGAAACUCCCCCUCCACGACGCAAGGCUGGAGGAUCUAGCAAGAAGAAACUCAGUGGUCUCCCCCGGAAGCUACCAAGGGCCAAGCCUUGCUCUGACCCCCAUCGCAUCAGGGAACCCGGAGAGGUGGACUUCGACAUUGAAGAGGACUACACCACCGAUGAGGAGGAAUCCUUGACUGUCCAUGGAGUGAAGGGUGGAGCCGGGGGCAUCCUGGACCUGCUGAAGGCCAGCAAACAGGUGGCAGGGCUGGACUCCGCUCUCAGUGAGGAAGCCCCAGCCUCUCCCAGCACACAAGAAGCUAUUCAGGGCAUGCUCUCCAUGGCCAACCCUCCCUCCUCUUCCUCCUCCUCCUCUUCCUCCUCCUCUUCCUCCCCUCUCUCUGUCUCUGGAGGGCUGUCUGAGGGACUGGGAUUAGUCAAAGAGAAAGGAGGACGAGCCGUGUGGGUGACAGGAGCCAAUAAGAGCAGAGCAGGAGGGGGAAGCUCCUCUAAAGAGAAGAAAACGUUCCAGCGUCCUGGGAAACGGCCUGUCAAGCGGCCGGCCCGUCACCUUAGUGAUGAGGAGAGCACAGACGAGCAGGAGACUCUUGGUACCUGUUUUAAAGACGCAGAGUAUGUCUAUCCGUCCUUAGAGUCUGAUGAGGAGGACCAGGUCAAGAUGAAGAGAAAGAGGAACUGGGGCGACACUCCUUGGAGCCCCAAAGCCCGGGUGACCCCCACCCUGCCCAAACAGGAGCGCCCAGUGAGGGAUGGGGCUAGAGUGGCAUCUGUAGAGACUGGCCUUGCUGCAGCUGCUGCCAAACUGGCAAAACAGGAGAUCCAGAAACCCACCAAGAGGAAGUACACCAAAAAGCCCCGCCCCAUUGCCCCACCACAGCCCCCUCCUCAGGCCGAGCCGUCCCCUCCCUCCCCACCUCCAGCCCCGGAGCCUCCCACCCCUGACUUCAGCCCUGAGCGGAGGAUGGAGUGCUACUCUGCCAGUCUACUGGACCAUGAGUACACGGCGGGCCCUGGCCCGUUCGGCCCCGGAGGCCCCAGAGGGAGUGCUGCUAUGGCUCCUGGGGUGUUCCUCACCUCCAGGCGACCCUCCCUCUCCCCCCAGAACAGCAGCACUUACUCCCUCUCAGCAGCCUCCCCUGCUGGGCUAGCCAGCCCCGGCAGCGCUGGAGCUGGUGGAGGGAAACGUCCAAAGAAAGGACUUGCAACAGCAAAACAGAGACUAGGAAAGAUUCUGAAAAUACACCGCAAUGGGAAGCUUCUCCUGUGAGAGCUGCUUCGGGAGAUAUGGAUGGAGGAAGAUUUUUUUGAGGGAACGAUUCUCGGAGGAAAGAUGGAUGUAAAUUUAAAGAGGACUUGAAGGACAUGACUGUUUGAAACUGUUUGUUUAUUUUUUGUUCUAUAAUUCAACUUUUGUUCAUCUGGUGUCCUCACCUAAACCUGUCAUCCACUCAUGUUCUCACCCUAUACCCCUUCCCAUUGCUUGAAUCUAUAUAUAGCGCUUUUCUAGCGCUGAAAUAUUCACAUUCUACUUUGGUACUCUGCUUUCACAUUUGGUAUUAUUCAUACCUUGAUAUGAAAUAUAUUGAGAAGCAUCUCAACAUUUAGUUGGUCAUGCACCGCUCAGAUCAAUGGAAAAUGUAUGGAUCAAUUAAUGUAUAUGAUCUGUCUAAUCAUUGAAACCAUUUAACUUACAUGCAGGAAUCAUGUAUUCAUCAAAUUGGCAAUGAAAAAUGUCUGAAAUCAAUUUUAGUUGAUGAUAAGUUACAAUAUAACCCAUGAUAUGACCCAUUCUUCAUUUGACGUGGGUCUACUUUCUGUGUGCGCAAGUAUGCAUGCUUGAAGGCAACAGGGUGAAGGUUUUCAAUGGGAAAUAAAAGGGAAAUAAUUUAUUUCCUGACAAUCCAGUCAAAUGGGAUUUUGAGUUCAUCUUUAGUUUGAGAUUUACUAAUUUAGUUUGGGAUUAUUUAUUUUCAAAUAGCUUUUCUAUUUAUUUUGUGGUAGUA